UUAUUUAUUUAUAUUUUUCAGGAAAAUAUUUUUAAAGGCCUGGGAGAUAACAUAGAAUAAAAAAAAAUGCUUUAAUUAGGUCUCUAAACCCUAGUCAUUGAAAUGAGCCCUAAGUAUUGUGAAGCAGCAGAAAAUAACCAAAACAUAUGCCAUAUUCCAGUAGAAUAUGGUUACAUAUAAGCAGGGUUGAGUUACUGGUAUAUAAUUAGAGGAGAUGUUUUACCCUAUAUAUGUAGCCAUAGAGAGCAGUAUAAAUAUUCUAUUGGUGCUGCCACAAAUAGGGUCUCUAAUACCUAUUGUAAACAUUUAGUAGGCAGAGAAAGGGCUUUGGACUAUGAAUGACUAAUGAAAUGAAUUCUUUAUUUAAUCUGGACUUGUGUGCUGUUGAUUCUGCUAUACCUGCGUUGUAGAAUUUCCUUCUUCAUUCUUACACUCCUUAUAGGUCACAAAACCCCCUUCAUAAAUUCCACUGGACUAGGACUAAGAUCUAGCUCUUCCUGGUCUAUAUUUAACUCUUGGAAAUGCUGUGCACUGUGUAAGAACUGUGAACAUGAAGGUUCCGUAGUAUUCAGCCUAUCAGGGAGUACCUUGAGAGUUCUGCUUUAUGAUGUCUCAAGGCAAAGAAGGAUUGUUUGCCUCUCAACUAGCAUCUGAUCAGCUGCUUUUGAGCCAUCAAGAUGUCUUUGUCUUCUCUUCCAGCAGCUAUUUUGUCUCAUAUGAUAGCUAUAAACAAUGUGCCUCCUCCUCCACUUCGCAGUUUACCAAGAAGAUGUAGAAGGGAAAAAAAUGGCAUUCGGGAGAAGACCAGAGAUACUUCAAGGAGUUUAGAAACAAGCCGGAGUUCUUACAGUAUUCUAACAGCUCACAAUGUGUUUAUAAAGCAAUAUCCUAAAAUAUUCCUGCAGAAAACACACAGACUGCCUGGACUUUUCAAACAGGAGGGAAAAAGAAAACCUACUGAAGACACAGUAGAAGAACAACAACAUGAUGAUCAACGUGAUGAUUCUCACAAUAUAGCUAUCCAUGUUAAAAAAGCACGUGGUGGCCUUACUUUAUAUGAACCCAAAAGAUUUGAAGAGGAAUUUGUAGAAUUCCUGGAUAUUUUAAAGAAAUUGCCCAUUUACAGGACGCUGCAUGAACACAAAAUUGUGUGGAAGAUGCUGAAAACAAUUCCAGAUUUGACCUGUCAGCUACCUGAUGAGCAUCUGAAAACACUUAGUAAGAGUGUCAUUUCCGAAACCUGGGUAAAAGGCAGCACAGUGGUUGGAAAUGAUGGAUUUUAUAUAAUACUGAAAGGGUCCGCCCGACUUCAAACAAAGGCAUAUGGUAAUCUCAUUGAAGAAGAUGAGUCAACAGCCUCCCUUAUACCUCAGAGUUUCCAAGGAUUUGUUGUCAGUGAAGGCAUCAAAAACUUUUUACUUGCUGAGGUACAAACACAUGACCCAACACUUGGACAGUGGAGUACCUUUGGGACUCUGGAAGUUGCAGCUCAGACUGAAUCAGAAACAAAGGAGUACUCGGUGAUCACAGAAGAAGACUGUGAAAUUCUUAAAAUCUCUGCAAAGAAUUAUGCGAGGUUAAAAUCGGAAAAAAUAAAACUUGAAAAUAAGCAAAAGGUGAAAUUAAUUCGUAAAUGUCCAUAUUAUGAAGAAUGGCCUACUUUAUCCAUAUAUGAAUUAGUUGCACUCAUUAAAUGGAAAAAAUUUCCACCAGGUCACAUGAUAGUGGAAAGUGGAAAGAUAAUUUCUUUUGUGGCCUAUAUCAAUUCUGGAUAUUGUAACAUUUAUAGAAAUAUUGUAGGACUUACGAAACUAGAACCAAAAAAAGCGAAAAAAAUUAAAAAACUUGUUUGUAUGGGUAAACUUAAGGAAAAGGAGUCCUUUGGUGAGAUUAGUGUUCUUCUUCAAGUUCCUUUCACAUGUACUAUAAUUACUGGAAAAGAGGUUGAGAUGGCAAUCAUUGAAGAUAAGGACCUAUUUGAAUUAGACCCAGUAACCAAGCAACUUAUGCUCCAUACAGCUAAACCAACUUUUGGCCAUCUGACAGAUGAGGAUGUCAAAAGUGAAUAUUUGCAAAGGGAACAAAAGAAAGAUUGGAAAAAUUUCAAGGACACAGACAGAGAAGCACAAGAAAAUCUGGUGUUUGGAUCACCUCUGCAUCUCACGCUUCACUGCUUUGUUACCACCAGUGGCAGGACUGCUGGUAAUGUAAUGCAAGUACUCAGGGAAUCUACGUCUAAGCUAAACAGCCAGAAACCUGAGGGCACAAGAUUCAGCUUCAGGCAUCGUUCUCUUUUCUGCAGCUCUUCACUUAGUAUCAACAGUCUAGGCAAUUGUUUGAAUAAUAAUGAACCAAAUCUCUCCUUAGCAACAGUCCAGUUUUUUUAAAAAAUGGGUAUCAAAUAGAACCCUACUUUUAAUAAUAAUGUGGGUUUUUUGUUUUUGUUUUUGUGUUACUGUUAUCUGUUGUCUGAACAUACUGGAAAAGGUUCAUUAUAAAGUGAUCCAUAAGAAACUGCUUUAUUUUUUUCCUGCAUUGUUUCAAGAGUGACAAUAGAACUGUGUUCAGGAUGUCAAUAUUGUUAUCCCAGUGAACUGGAUAUUGCCUUACAGAAAGAUUUCAAUUUGCCAUGAAAUCCCAGAACCUAAACUAAAUAAGGAAAUUUACUACUGCUACCUCUAAUGGUCCCUAAUAAGUUACAUUUUUUUAUAUUUUUAGUUAUCCCUUGUUUUUGAUUUGUUUUUCUUUUGAUUGUUUUCUGGUCUUUUGGAGG
This is a messenger RNA of Canis lupus familiaris (dog), 2773 nucleotides long. RefSeq names its product cyclic nucleotide binding domain containing 1 (gene CNBD1). The record is from RefSeq and is a predicted model, not a curated record. The transcript is spliced from 13 exons. Lineage: Eukaryota; Metazoa; Chordata; Mammalia; Carnivora; Canidae. Bases 678 to 2387 code for a protein of 569 amino acids.